GCGCGCCUGGCAACGGCUGCGGUGGAACGUUACCCUCUUGGCUUGCUGGUUUCCUUAGAAACGGAGCCGGUCGGGCGGCGGGCGAAAAACGUCGACUACAGUGGGGUGCCUGGUGAAGCCAAGAUGCCGUCUAAAGGAAAGGACAAAAAGAAAGGCCGCAACAAAGGCAAAGACAAGAAUAGAGUUAUGCUCCAAAGCUCCCCUUGUUCAAGAAGAAUCACCCAAUUAACUCCCUUAUCAAGAAGAUAAUAAUAAAAGCUGAUGAAUCUGCAGUGGUCAGAGCCAAGGCCAAUGCCUCCCUCUGGGAGGCCAGGCUGGAAGUCACAGAACUCUCUAGGAUUGAGUAUCGUGAUACUUCCCGGAGACUGGCAAAAAGUAAUGAGGACUUAAAGAAACAGCAGUAUAAAAUGGAGAAAGACACAAUGUCUGUAUUAAGUUACCUGAAGCAGCAGGAUCAGGAGAAAGAUAAUAUGAUUGAACAACUGAAACAGCAAUUGAAUGAAACAAAGGAAAAAGCCAAAGAGGAGAAGGAAAACUUGGAACAAAAGUAUACUGUGCAAAUAAAUGAGCUGGAAGGAAAGUUCCGCCAAAAAGCCAGAGAAAUUGGCAUGAUUCAGACAGAGCUGAAAACAAUAAAACAAUUCCAGAAGAGAAAAAUCCAGGUGGAGAAAGAAUUACAUGAUCUGAAGGAGAAUUUAAGGAACAUGGAGCGGAAACAUCAGGAGACUCUUAGAAGAUUGGAGGGCAGGUUUUUUGAAGAAAAGCAUCGACUAGAACAAGAAGCUGAAAAGAAGAUAAUAAUGCUGACAGAGAGAGCGCACCAUGAAGCUAUUGCGCAGUUGAACAAUGCUGGAAGAUCUGUUUUUAAAGAGAAUGUUUAUCUCCAGAAAGCUCUCGCAUACCACCUGAAGGAAGCUGAUGCUCUACAAAAAAACUCCCAGAAGUUGCAAGAGACUCAGACUUCCCUUUUACAUCAGAAGGAAAUCAAUGAUCUGUUGGUUAAGGAAAAGAUAAUGCAGCUUACCCAGCAGAGGUUACAAAUCCAAACUCUUCAGAAGAAGGUGGUAAGCUUGGAGACUGCCCUGAGUUGUAUGACCAAAGAGUUUGAGGCUGAAGUUUUAAAAACGCAGCAACAGGCAAUGAUAGAAAACCAAGCAGGUCAGGUUGAAAUCGACAAACUACAACAACUUCUCCAGAUGAAGGACAGAGAAAUGAAUCGAGUAAAGAAGCUGGCCAAGAACAUACUGGAUGAGAGAACAGAAGUGGAAAGGUUUUUUUUAGAUGCUCUACACCAAGUGAAACAACAGAUCCUAUUUGACAGGAAGUGUUACAAACAGGUAGCUCAAUCUGCUUUCAAUUUUAAAAUGAGAGAGGCAUGUGCAGGAAGAAUAGAAUAUCCCCAAAUUCGAACGUUCGAUGGCAAAGAGCACAGCACCAACAGUGUGGCUCAAGAUUUUACGGAGGCUGAGAAAUGGAUGAAUAUUCAGAGAAAUGUGGAUAUUGGAGAUUUGACCUGGGAGCAAAAGGAGAAAGUCUUGAGACUGCUUUUUGCAAAAAUGAAUGGUGUUGUUUCCAGGAAAUAUAGCCAGAACUGUAGGCCUUCAGUUCCAGACUCUGUUGUUGCUGAUGAUAGAGAAACAAAGGAAUUUGGGGAUGACAGGAAGCUUCAAGAUCAAAUCUUCAUCACUCAGCAAGUACCAAUCUCAGAGUCUUCUGGUGAAGUGAUGAUACCCAAUAUUCAGAAAGAAUAAUAAGAGUCUGACAUAGUGAGGAGUCUAUAAUCUAACCAAACAAUACAGAUAGUAACCACCACCUUUCCCCCAUGGAACUUCUUGCUAAGUCAUAGUGCUUUUCUCUACUAGCCAAGAGCUCUCAGGGAUCAGUGAAAAGAGUAAUAACAUGUGUAAAUAUGUCUACACUGUGGCAGGCAUAUUAUAUUUAACGCAAAUGCACAUUUGUGCUUCUUUUAGUAAAAUGUGGAAAACCUAUAAGUUAUCUUGUGAAGUAUAAAGGCUAGCCCAAAUAUGUACUAUCUUUUAUAUAAGAAUAAACAUAAUGACCAUGUAA
Molecule: messenger RNA, 2067 nt
Organism: Suricata suricatta (meerkat)
Lineage: Eukaryota; Metazoa; Chordata; Mammalia; Carnivora; Herpestidae
Gene: BBOF1
Product: basal body orientation factor 1
Exons: 12
Coding region: 408-1751 (447 amino acids)
Source: RefSeq, a predicted model, not a curated record